AUGGACAACUGGUCGGAGAAAGGCCGGCCAGCUGUGCAAGAAGCUCUCAAUCAUGCAUGGGAAACAAUAGAUCGUGAGAUCCAAGAUGAGCUCGGCCGGAGGGCCGCGAACUACGCCGCGAUCAAUGAAACAUUAAAGAGCAAGCUGGCCAAUAUCGAAGCACUUGAGAACGAAAACAGGAAUCUGCGAGCUCAACUGGCAACUACCUCUUCGAGUCCUCCCUCGACAGAAUUAAAUACUUCAAUCGAGAAUGCAACAUCAGCAGGCAGACACGCCCCCACUUCGAGUAUCGCGAUCGCCCAGCCGGCUUCAACCUCUUCAACAACAAAAGCACCUCUUCCAAACAUUACUCCCGAAAAUGCCGAGCUUUUCAAGUCCAAAAUGAGAUUCCAUGCACUCUCAAACAAUUUCAAGGUGGCAAAAGAGGCUCUUCGAAAGAGGAAGGAUGAGCGUGACUGGUGGAUGGCGCGCGCAAAGAAGCUGGAAAGACAAGCCAGGGCUGCUGAGGAGAAGCACGGUAUACGGAUUCUAGAACUGGAAGAAGCCGACGAACCCCAUGCAAUACAUAGAACAGGUCUCACUUCUGAUAACCCGACUUCUGAUAUGCCACCGCCAACUGUCCUGGCAACGCUUGAUAGCGACCACAACGCCAAUGUAGAUGAUGCACAGCUGCAAUCUACUCAAGGCGAUCCCGACGAGGCAGAGUCUGAGGAUCUGCCUCCUUUACCCAAGAACGGCCAAGACCAAGAUCCGGUUUUCAUUAAGCCAGAACCAUCUUCCGACCUUCCAGUAGUAGUGUCUGAGAGAAAGGUGAAGAGGAGAAGAGUUGAAGAUGCGGGAUAUACAGCUACGACGACCCCAAGGAUCAAGGCCGAACCAGAGGAUUCUAGUCCUAUCGCUGCCUCGGAACACUACCAGUUCAACAUCCAGGAAAGUAUCGAUCUUGACGAUAUCGCGCAGAGGAUAACUACUCCCCGAAAGCGCAAAGACCUAGAAGUUUCGGCUGUCGAAGAUGCAAACGAACCGACAUCUCCAGUUUCUAAUACAGUUCAAAGACCCGGCUAUGUACGACUGGGUGGAGUGAAGCAAUUGGCUAAGGAUACGCGUGGUUCAUCUGUGCUCACGCCAAUAAGCGGCAAUAAAAGAAUUCCGUGGGCCGCUGAUGCGGAGGAAGCUCCCCUGAAGGAUACAUUGGCCCAUGGAAUAUCAGUUUUAGCAGAAGGUGGCACUCCCUAUGGGAAACAAAGAGUUGAGAAGAGCUUGAAAGCCCUGCCUACGCCGACUUCAGUUGCCAAAGGCCUGCUGGAUACGCUGCUGAAUAAUUCAACUCCCGAGAAUGCGGCCACGAUCUCGCGAACACCCCAGGCUCGCCAAACAGGCCGCAUUUCUCCUGAAGAUACGCCUCUUGACCUUCUUUUCCCUCAGCCUCGAGAGCUGCCCUUCGACAAGAUGAUGCGACAUACUAAGAAGCAUCAAGAUUUGGGCGCAGAUGUAACGACACCUUCUAAGAAAUCGGUCAAAAAGGCGCCUGGUCGAAGUAAAUCCCCGCUCAAAAGCAGGGGAUCCGCCUCUGGUCUCCGUCAUAAGCCCCUGUCUGAACUUCGGCUUGAUGAUUUCAAGGUUAACCCCUCAUCAAACGAGGGGCACGAUUUUGCUUAUUCGGAAGUUGUCAGAGAUAAAGAUGACAGAGCAGCCCUACGAGGCUGUACAGACAUGCAUUGCUGUGGGAAGCAUUUUAGAGCAUUGGCUGAAUCACAGCAGCCAAAUCCACCACUGACGGCAGAACAGCGACAGGAAGAGCAAAAACUGCUGGAGGGCUACUUGGGUGAAUUUGCCUACCGACUGGCAUCCAUGACAAAAGAUGAAAGAGCUGAGUUGUGGAUUGAGGCCAAGACCGAAGAGCUGGCCAACAAAUACGGCAGACAUAGACAUCGCUUCUCUCGCAUGCAGUCUCCACCCGGAUUUUGGAAUGCCGAUUUCCCAGAUACACAAGAAUUGGCAGCGGACAAAGAAGAGGCGUUGAGGCGAGAGAAGCGUACAAUUGCAGAGAGGUAUAGAGAAGCCAUGCGCCCCGGUGGCAUGUGGCUAUUUAGAGACGAAUAG
Molecule: messenger RNA, 2103 nt
Organism: Trichoderma breve
Lineage: Eukaryota; Fungi; Ascomycota; Sordariomycetes; Hypocreales; Hypocreaceae
Exons: 2
Coding region: 1-2103 (700 amino acids)
Biological process (GO): DNA double-strand break processing involved in repair via single-strand annealing; double-strand break repair via homologous recombination
Cellular component (GO): site of double-strand break
Molecular function (GO): double-stranded DNA binding; damaged DNA binding; flap-structured DNA binding
Source: RefSeq, a predicted model, not a curated record